GCGGAUUCUCGGCGCGUGAGGGAGUGGGUGAUCGCUGAGGGUCGCGGAGAACCGCUUAUCAUCUUUUUUUCGUUUUUAAACCAAUGUUCCACCCAGCACCAGGCCAAGUAGAAGAGGGAAGCGCUGAUCGUCGCCCCACCGCCUCGGUAAACUUUCAGUCAGAUAUGAGCGGCAGCGGGCGGCCCAGGACAAGCUCGUUCGCUGAGCCUCAGGGGGCGUCCGGAGUCGCUGCUGCAUCCGCCGGAACCGCCGCUGUCGUGGGGAGCAACGCAGGAAAGCCCGGGGUCUCGCAGGCCUCGGCGGACAGUUCAUCUGCCUGCGCGAAUUUAAAACUAGCUAGAGACAGUGGGAAGGUGACCACAGUGGUUGCCACCCCAGGCCAGGGCCCGGAUCGCCCGCAGGAAGUGUCCUACACCGAUAUCAAGGUGAUCGGUAAUGGCUCCUUUGGCGUGGUUUAUCAGGCACGUCUCAUUGACACUCAUGAGUGGGUGGCCAUCAAGAAGGUUCUUCAGGACAAGCGAUUUAAGAACCGAGAACUUCAGAUCAUGAGAAAACUGGACCACUGCAAUAUAGUGAGGCUGCGCUAUUUCUUCUAUUGCAGCGGAGAGAAGAAGGAUGAGGUUUACCUCAAUCUAGUGCUGGACUAUGUGCCUGAAACCGUCUACAGGGUGGCCCGACACUUUAGCAAAGCUAAAACCAUUAUUCCCAUCUUCUAUGUUAAGGUGUAUAUGUAUCAGCUUUUUCGCAGUUUGGCCUACAUCCAUUCCCAGGGCGUAUGUCACCGAGACAUCAAACCACAGAACCUUCUGGUGGACCCAGAAACAGCUGUUCUCAAGCUCUGUGACUUUGGCAGUGCAAAGCAGCUGGUGAGGGGUGAGCCUAACGUCUCUUAUAUCUGCUCACGAUACUAUCGCGCCCCUGAGCUUAUAUUUGGUGCGACGGACUACACCUCCAACAUUGACAUCUGGUCAGCUGGAUGUGUGCUGGCUGAACUGCUGCUGGGACAGCCAAUCUUCCCUGGAGACAGUGGUGUCGACCAGCUAGUGGAGAUCAUAAAGGUACUUGGAACCCCCACAAGAGAACAGAUCCGUGAAAUGAACCCAAACUACACAGAGUUCAAGUUCCCACAGAUCAAAGCUCAUCCAUGGACCAAGGUGUUUAAACCCAGAACUCCUCCUGAGGCGAUCGCGCUGUGCUCUCGGCUGUUAGAGUAUACGCCAGUAACACGGCUGUCUCCGCUUCAGGCUUGCGCUCAUGCCUUCUUUGACGAGUUGCGCCAACCUGGCACCCGUUUGCCCAGCGGCCGAGAGCUGCCUCCGCUUUUCAACUUCACCACAACAGAGCUGAUGAUUCAGCCGCAGCUCAAUUCCACUCUCAUUCCACCGCAUGCCCGCGCACAAACCGUAGCAUCAUCCAACGAUGGCUCUGAUGGCUCCGUACAGCCCGGAUCUGCCCUGACCAACAGCACCUGAGACUCAAAAAAACACACCACAGCAUCUGAGCCACCACAACACACAAACACACUCACAACCUCACACUCUCAAUACCUCAUCCACAGCUUCUUGCUCCACACAUUUACAGACCGAAUAAGGAGUCACUGCACAAAACCCAGUGUUUGCUGACUGUUGGUCAAACAUACUUUACACACACACACACACUGCCAUGCACACGCAACCGCAAACAGAGUUAUACCGCUAAUAUGUGCUUCAGAUAAUAGAGGCAGUCAGUCUGGAGAGAGCUCCAAGCGGCUGCGUAGAAAAGCUCACGCGCAUCAUAACCUGUGUUUUGGCACUCGGAUAUGAUUGGUUAUCAGUGGCUAGGGGCGGGUCCUCUAAUUUUAUUAUUAUUUUAAAAUCUUAAUUUAUUGAAAUCGUCAUUUACGGUGGAUGUUUCCCUUUGAACGCUUGUCUUUUUCGUUAUUCUUAUGCGAGGUCAAAUAUGUUUUGCGGGGGAACAAGCUGUCAUUGUAGAUGAUGCAUCUUGUUGUAAGUGUCAAAGAGGCGAGACUUGAACGUGGUGGUUUUAUACAGUUAUUUUAUUGUAUUUUUUAAAAACAUGAGAAUAAUAUCUUUCUUUUACCUUCUGGUAAAUAUAUUUAUUAUUUUCAAUCAACCAGUCUUUCUGACGGACUUUUGAGAAAGCAUUAAUGUAAUAAUUCCACUGAGCAGUUUGGGAAAACGUUCAACAUUAUUGUUGACCACAAAGAAGGGAAGGAAUGAUGUAUGCAAGCCAAUAGCAUAUUCAUUUUGUUGUACCGAACUGAAGUGACUUUAUAUUCCUGGGCAUUUAAUUAUCAUUAGCUCUUAAUGAUGCUCCAGGUCUAGGCUUAAUUUAUGCUUGUGAGAUUACAAAGUCUUCUUCCGUUCAAAGUCAUUUUCAGACGACUGAAGACUCCACCACGCAUCAUAAUUCAGUGUUUUUUUCCGUUUUAGCAAUCGUUUUUAUAGUACAUUAAGCUAUUCCUACCAUUUGAAGGCCUUUGUGGUAGAACAAUACUAGUUUGUGAAUCUGCACACGAGUUCUUGACGUCAGAUGGUCAAUCAUAUCAAUUUCUUUACUUGAGAAGAUGUCUGUUAGUAAUAAACUCUACUCUGAGGCCCUCGAGAGCCCUACUUCCAUCUUUUCUUGUUCCUGCUAUUCUGCUGUUCUUCUGUUUAUGUUGUUCGGUGGGUGCUCAUUCAUACACCCUACCCGUAUGUAAAUAUAGUUUGGCUGUUAUGCCCUGUGUAAGAUGUAAAUACUUUAUCACUUCUGUUUCUUUUCCGUCGAUGUCUUUCUCUCCCUUCAUCUCUCUUGGGCUGUCUUUUCUAUGUUUACAAAUAACCGUUAAUGUCUGUUUUGUUGGUCCUUUACAGUAUUUAAUGCUUUGCACUGUAAUGUUGAGGCUGAAAGUUUCAGUUUUUUGUGAAAUACUGCUAAAUAUACACUCAUCGGCCACUUUAUUAGGUACACCUACUCGUUAACGCUAAUUUCUAAUCAGCCAAUCACAUGGUAGCAACUUAAUGCAUUUAGGCAUGGUUAAGAUGAUCUGCUGCAAUUCAAACCGAGCAUCAGAAUGGGGAAGAAAGGUGAUUUAAGUGACUUUAAAUGUGGCAUGAUUGUUGGUAGGGCUAGGCAAUUUGGCCUAAAAUCUAAAUCUCGAUUAAUUUUACGUUUUUUACUCAAUUAUGAUUAAUGAAUGAUUAUUUUAUUGAUUUUAGAUUUUUUUUUUUUGCCUCUGUGUCGAGUUUCUUCACUGGUUUUUUUUUUUUCUGAAUGCUACUUUAAUAUAAAACAAGCUAAAACUAGCUUAUUUAGAGGUGGAAACUGGUGGAUGUUCAACAACUUUAAUCAUAAGGUAAACACAAAACAAAAGUGUCCAAACGGAGCUCCUCAACGGGACUCCACACUGUAAACAUGCUCCAACAGGCUCUCGGCUCUCUGUGCCACCCACGCUCGUAAACACUACCACACCGACUAAUCACAGAGCUUGCGCUACAUGUCGUGGGUGUGCGGCCACAUGAAGGCUGCGCCAAACCAUGCAUGUACGCUCGACACAGAAGUAUAAAUAUGCCUUAUCAGAGUGGUAUGCAGUAGGGAAAGUAAUAAUAAAAAAAUUGGCCUGGAAAAAUUUGAUCAAUUAUAGUUCUGAAUGUUUUUGAUUUACUUUUCGAUUAAUUGUCCAGCCCUAGACCUUGUUGGUGCCAGACAGGCUGGUCUGAAUAUUUCAGAAACUGCUGAUCUACUAGGAUUUUCACGAUACAACCUUCUCUAGGGUUUACAGUAAAUGGUCAGAAGAAGAGAAAAUAUCCAGUGAGCGGCAGUUCUGUGGGUGCAAAUGUCUUGUUGAUGCGAGAGGAGAUCUGCCAGACUGGUUCCAGCUGAUAGAAAGGCAACAGUAACUCAAAUAAGCACUCGUUACAACCGAGGUCUGCAGAAGAGCAUCUCUGAACGCACAACACAUCCAACCUUGAGGCAGAUGGGCUACAGCAGCAGAAGAUCACCCUGGGUGCCACUCCUGCCAGCUAAGACCAGGAAACUGAGGCUACAAUUCGCACAGGCUCACCAAAAUUGGACCAUAGAAGAUUGGAAAAACUUUGCCUGGUCUGAUGAGUCUCCAUUUCUGCUGCGACAUUCAGAUAGUCAGUUCAGAAAUUGUCGUCAACAACAUGAAAGCAUGAAUCCAUCCUGCCUUGUAUCAAUGGUUCAGGCUGGUGGUGGUGGUGUAAUGGUGUGGGGGAUAUUUUCUUGGCACACUUUAUUGAAAAUUCAACCCCAUUAGUACCAAUUGAGCAUUAACAACGCCACAGCCUACCCGAGUAUUGAUGACCAUCCCUUCAUGGCCACAGUGUACCCAUCUACUGAUGGCUACUUCCAGCAGGAUAAUGCACCAUGUCAUAAAGCGUGAAUCAUCUCCGUCUGGUUUCUUGAACAUGACAAAGAACUCCCUGUACUCAAAUGGCCUCCACAGUCACCAGAUCUCAAUCCAAUGGAGCACCUUUGGGAUGUGGUGGAACGGGAGAUUCCCAUCAUGGAUGUGCAGCUGACAAAUCUGCAGCAACUGCGUGAUGCUAUCAUGUCAAUAUAUAAUAAAGGAUAAAGGCAGUUCUGAAGGCAAAAUGGGGUCUAACCCGGUACUAGUAAUGUGUACUUAAUAAAGUGGCCAGUGAGUGUAUAUUCAUAUUGCGUACUGUAUGUCAGUUCAUAAGCUCUGAAGUUGAUUUUGGAAGCAAAACUCAAGGUUCAUAUCCAAUAAGGUCAUGCAUUGUUCUCCGCUUGGCAAUUUGAGCACAUUUUUUAUAAACGUGCACUGGAAGCCCUGCUCAUAUGGUCUGUUUUCAUGAAAUGAAACGACUGCUUGAAACACUGCAACUCUUUGUGGCGCUUCUUGCCAAUCUGGCGUGGAGCCUCAAAGACACGGGAAAUGUGUUUACUCUUUAAUCGGACAUCUGUGAAUCGAGCCCAAAGCAUCAUGUAUGUGUCGACUUUAAAAAAUGUGAGUUAUUUAUUUUUUAUAUAUAUCUAUCUAUAUGUGCAAUUGGCUUUGAAGUUUAUUUUUCUCCCCUUUAAGGCUUGUUCAAUGAAUGGAGAGCAGCCUGCAAAGUCUCUUCCCCUUCAUUGCUCUUGUAAUCCUGCCCUCCCUUUAGUCUCUGCCUUAAACCUGCCAUACAAAUGUGAGCUUAUUUCCUUUUUUAUUUUUGGUUAAUUGUUGGAACUUUCUGCCUCAAUGUUCUGGCCCUGGGGAAUCGUGUCCUGAAACAAAGAGAGAGACGAAUGGAGAGAGCUUGUCAGAAUAAAUUGAACUCAUUUAAUAAAGUGACGAAACUGA
Messenger RNA from Danio aesculapii, 5308 nucleotides. RefSeq names its product glycogen synthase kinase 3 alpha a (gene gsk3aa). The record is from RefSeq and is a predicted model, not a curated record. The coding region runs from base 84 to 1472 and encodes 462 amino acids. Gene Ontology annotation, cellular component: cytosol; axon; nucleus. Gene Ontology annotation, molecular function: protein serine/threonine kinase activity; ATP binding. Gene Ontology annotation, biological process: insulin receptor signaling pathway; negative regulation of canonical Wnt signaling pathway; extrinsic apoptotic signaling pathway in absence of ligand. Lineage: Eukaryota; Metazoa; Chordata; Actinopteri; Cypriniformes; Danionidae. The transcript is spliced from 10 exons.